GUUAACGACACUGCUUCAUACUGGAGUAAAGUUAUUAAUAACUCAGCGGUUAAUGUACCAUGAAGAGGUAACUUGAGUUUAGGCUAUGUAGUCUUGUCCCUGAAAUCCUGUGUGAAACUGAGAAUUCACUCUGUAAUUUAUAGGUUUCGGAGCCACCAGCGCGCAUGCUAAAGUACAUAAAGGCGAGCUAGCUCGUGUUAGCAUAGCACGACGUUUGUGCUGUACUUAGACGUGUGUCUUUCAACCCGUUCUUCACCAGUGGACAAAUUUAUCAUGUAAAAUUAUUUUUUUACAUGUUAAACUAGUAACAUAGCUAACAUUGUUCGAGACAAUGAACCACCCGGCGGCACCUUUUAUUUCCAUGGAUCAGCUGAGUUUUGUUACAUCAGUACGGAAGUUUGCUAAAGCCUCAUAGCUAACGUCAGCUAGCAAGAUAUAUCACAGUCAGCCCCUUGUCUCUGUUCAUUCGUGUUCAUUCAACAGCCAGACGUUUUAGAUAAUUAGGUGAAAGCUAAGGCUGUAAUGUGUAACUCAAGACCACGAGUUAGCGGUUAGCUAAAUCUACCGUCGCCGUUAUGGCUGGACGUGGCGAAAUCACUUUUCAUAUACAGUCUAUGCGCAGUCACUGGAGUAGUUAGCCUUUAGCCAUUAUGUCGCCCGGCGUUACAUAACAGUUCGCUAACAACCAGCUCCACGUACCACCAACAGCUCAUCACCAACUAGCCGACGAAUGCUAUUUGUAAACCCCGAAUAAUGCAGUGAAGGACUGUGCUAUAACGACGAGUCGGAUGGCGUCCGGUGGACGUUAAGGACACAUUCAAAGAGCACCGGCUCGUUAAAAAUGACGCCAUUUUACCCUUGAAAUGUUAUGACGAAACCAGUUUCAGUUUUGCAAGCGAAAUGUGUGAUUUGAACGUGUGAUUGUUAAAACGCAAAAUCAAAUCUAUAAUAAUGUGAUGGGAGUGUUGACCACGUUGUUUUCACUGUAGCCGGCUGAACACAUCAUAGGCAGUACAUGCAGACUGUCGAACCUAUGGAGGGAAAUGUGUGUGUUAAACUCUGGAGUAAACAAUUACUUAGAAAACCAGUUGAACUUGAAUGAAAGCCUUUGGUCUACUUCCAAAGUACAACACCAACAAUGGAGUUUUACACACAUGCUUGUUUUUUUUCCCAGCGGGUCCUCACAUGGACCCUUUCCCCAGGGUAUCUUAUCUUUGUGGUCAGUGGUCAUAGCAACAACAACUCCAAGGUGUAGUGGUACAGUGGGAGCCAUCGUGACCUGCCCCCUGGAGGUAUUGAAGACACGGUUGCAGUCCUCUGGCUUCACCCUCAGGCCUGUCUUCCAGGUCCAGCUGGGGACCCUAAGCGGUACUGGGGUUAUACGACCGGGGACUGUUACACCUGGGCUGCUACAGGUUUUACGAUCCAUUCUUGAAAAAGAGGGACCAAGAUCACUUUUCCGUGGUCUGGGGCCAAACCUUGUUGGUGUGGCCCCCUCAAGAGCCAUUUACUUUGCUGCUUACUCGAAAUCUAAAGAAAUGUUCAAUGGGCUGUUCGUCCCUAAUAGUGGAUUGGUGCACAUGUCCUCUGCUGGUGUUGCAGCUUUCGUUACUAACUCUCUGAUGAACCCCAUCUGGAUGGUCAAGACCAGGAUGCAGCUGGAAAAAAAAGCCAGAGGAGAGAAAAAGAUGAAUGCACUGCAGUGUGCUCGCUAUGUUUACAAAACGGAAGGAAUCCGGGGCUUCUACCGAGGCCUGACGGCAUCUUAUGCCGGCAUCUCGGAGACCAUGAUCUGCUUCCUCAUCUACGAGACACUAAAGAAACACCUCGCCAAGCGCCAGUUUGCCUCCCCGAAUAGUGAAAAGGAGAAAGGAGCAUCAGACUUCCUGGGUUUGAUGAUGGCAGCAGCUUUUUCAAAGGGUUGUGCGUCCUGCAUCGCCUACCCACAUGAGGUCAUACGGACAAGACUGCGUGAGGAAGGCAGCAAGUACAAGUAUUUCUUCCAGACAGGGAGGUUAAUAGCGGUGGAGGAAGGCUAUGCAGCUUUUUAUAGAGGACUCAUUCCACAGCUAAUUAGACAAAUCCCUAAUACAGCCAUCGUCCUCUCCACUUAUGAACUCAUUGUCCAUCUGCUGGGAGACCCCAAGUGAAGACAUGUUUAAAAGUUGGCGUUUUUCUGACAAUGGGUGCCUCACAAAACGCAAGACACACUGGGCAAGAGACUUUGAAAAUGCAGCACAUACUGUACAUAUUUUGAUGUGGUGCUACAGAGACUUUUAUGGUGGAACUGAAGCAGAUUGUACUGUUAUCCAAAGAGCUAAACAAAUUAUUUUAUUGAAAGCUUGUCGUUAGGAGUUUAUCAACAUAAUUCAAGACGUUGUGGUUCUUAUUGAAACUCCAGACCUGUGAAUAAGUCAUCUUCUGAGAGGACUAGUGUUAAGUUAACUAAGUUAUUUUAUGUUUUGUUAUUUUAUGACAGUGUUUGUUUCCUUUUAUCAGUGGUAAAUGUACCAUCACAGAUGAUUGUGCUAGUCAACUCAUUUAGUUGACAAAGGGAAGUUAUCCAGACGAAGGGUAAGUAAUAGUGCGGUUCCUUGCAGUGUAAUGACCACAGACCAUUUUGAGAUUUUUGUUUCACAAGAACAAUGUGCUGGUUCUAAAGUUGGAAUUACAGAGAAAUGUAUCAUAUUUUUCAUUAAUAUAUAUUCAUACACACAUAUAUACAUAUAUAGGCUUACAUGUGUUUUUCUUUGUGAAAAAGAGUCAUCUUUUACACUAUAAUGAGAACUCGGAUGCUUUUUUUGACCAGUGGCUCAAUAAACUGCAUCAAGAAACUA
This is a messenger RNA of Xiphias gladius (swordfish), 2837 nucleotides long. It is a transcript of the gene slc25a33, whose product is annotated as solute carrier family 25 member 33. Lineage: Eukaryota; Metazoa; Chordata; Actinopteri; Istiophoriformes; Xiphiidae. Gene Ontology annotation, cellular component: mitochondrion. Gene Ontology annotation, biological process: pyrimidine nucleotide import into mitochondrion. The record is from RefSeq and is a predicted model, not a curated record. The transcript is spliced from 7 exons. The coding region runs from base 1044 to 2150 and encodes 368 amino acids. Gene Ontology annotation, molecular function: pyrimidine nucleotide transmembrane transporter activity.